CAUCACCAUUAUUAUAGCCCAAAAAAAAAGUCCAGAGGAAAAAAAAAAGGAGAGAGAUCAAAAUCUAAAAUCCUAAAAGGACGAUUUCUUCCCUUUGCCUUCAAAUCUCUUCAAUCUCUUCUCUUACCUUCCUCCUAAUUUCUCAAUUUUUUCCCCUCUUCUACUAUUUUCGGAAGCUGUAGAAUCUCCGAAUCGUUUCUGUGACUUUGAUUGUUUGGAUUUUGUUUUUCCGGUUUGUUUUUUUUUUAAGGAUUUUGCGUGAAAUGGGUGUGGGCUUGAGUCGUUGGGCGUGAAUCGAAGUUGAAUUUGCAGAGAAUUAGGAAAAUUUGGGUCUUUGGUCGUCUGGGUUGUGGAGAUUUUUAGGGUUGUCGAAUUUUUCUGUGAGAAAAUGGAGAAGUACGAGCUGGUCAAGGACAUAGGUGCUGGGAAUUUCGGUGUGGCGAGGCUCAUGAGGAUAAAAAACACAAAGGAACUCGUUGCCAUGAAGUACAUCGAGCGUGGCCCAAAGAUUGAUGAGAAUGUAGCUAGAGAAAUCAUAAAUCACAGAUCACUUCGCCAUCCGAAUAUAAUUCGGUUUAAGGAGGUGGUUUUGACACCGACCCAUCUUGCCAUUGUUAUGGAAUAUGCUGCCGGUGGUGAGCUUUUUGAGCGUAUAUGCAGUGCCGGGAGAUUCAGUGAAGAUGAGGCAAGGUACUUUUUCCAGCAGCUCAUAUCAGGAGUCAGCUAUUGCCAUGCAAUGCAAAUUUGCCACAGAGAUUUGAAGUUAGAGAAUACCCUCUUGGAUGGAAGUCCUGCUCCACGUCUGAAAAUCUGUGAUUUUGGUUAUUCUAAGUCCUCUUUGCUGCACUCAAGGCCAAAAUCAACUGUUGGCACUCCGGCUUAUAUUGCACCUGAAGUCCUUUCACGUCGGGAAUAUGAUGGAAAGAUGGCUGAUGUAUGGUCUUGCGGUGUGACCCUUUAUGUCAUGCUGGUUGGGGCAUAUCCAUUUGAAGACCAGGAGGACCCCAAAAACUUCAGAAAAACGAUUCAAAGAAUAAUGGCUGUACAAUACAAGAUUCCAGACUACGUCCAUGUAACCCAAGACUGCAAGCAUCUCCUUUCUCGCAUAUUUGUGGCCAACCCAACAAAGAGGAUCGCCAUUGCGGAGAUCAAGAAGCACCCGUGGUUUCUGAAGAACCUUCCGAGGGAACUAGCGGAGACAGCUCAAGCUGCAUACUACAGCAAAGAAAACCCGACAUUCUCGCUUCAAAGCGUGGAAGAGAUAAUGAAAAUCGUGGAGGAAGCAAAAGUCCCUCCUCCGGUCUCGCGGUCCAUCGGGGGAUUUGGGUGGGGAGGAGAGGAAGGUUCCGAGGGAAAGGAGGAAGAUGCGGAAGAGGAGGAGGAGGAGGAGGAGGACGAUGAAGAUGAAUACGAUAAGACGGUGAAGGAGGUACAUGCAAGUGGAGAAGUUCGUGUCAGUUAAACAGUUCGGUGAUUUAAGAAGUAAAAGAGAGGCUUCGGUUGGUUGUCUUCUUCAGAGCUGUCUUCUGAGUUUUUUUCCCAUCUUGUGAUGUAUUACAUGAAAGUCUUAUUUGUUUGGGGAUUUGUUUUGGAGUGUCUUUUGUGAAAAUAGAAGUAGACGAACAAAUGGUCUGUCUUCCAUCUUUAUGUUGGAACAGAUUUUUUUUGUAUAUUAGAAAAAUGUGUGAUUUUUGUGAGGGUAA
This is a messenger RNA of Tarenaya hassleriana, 1703 nucleotides long. Its product is annotated as serine/threonine-protein kinase SRK2A. Gene Ontology annotation, biological process: intracellular signal transduction; protein phosphorylation. Gene Ontology annotation, molecular function: ATP binding; protein serine/threonine kinase activity. The coding region runs from base 389 to 1462 and encodes 357 amino acids. Gene Ontology annotation, cellular component: nucleus. The transcript has 9 exons. NCBI's taxonomy places the organism in Eukaryota, Viridiplantae, Streptophyta, Magnoliopsida, Brassicales, Cleomaceae. The record is from RefSeq and is a predicted model, not a curated record.